Molecule: messenger RNA, 1960 nt
Organism: Capsicum annuum
Lineage: Eukaryota; Viridiplantae; Streptophyta; Magnoliopsida; Solanales; Solanaceae
Product: cell division cycle 20.2, cofactor of APC complex
Exons: 8
Coding region: 361-1743 (460 amino acids)
Biological process (GO): positive regulation of anaphase-promoting complex-dependent catabolic process; anaphase-promoting complex-dependent catabolic process; positive regulation of ubiquitin protein ligase activity
Cellular component (GO): anaphase-promoting complex
Molecular function (GO): protein binding; anaphase-promoting complex binding; ubiquitin ligase activator activity
Source: RefSeq, a predicted model, not a curated record
GUGGGUUCAGGGGUCCAGAUGACAAACAUGUAAGUAGAAGUGUUCAACUUACAAAAUCGACAUAAUACAGGGGUCCAGAAGUUCAUUUUGCCAAGAAAAAAAUGAGUAAAAAGAACUUACAAGGCCUGUUCUACUAUUUCCCCUUUUGUCCUUUUUAUGUUGAAAAAAGAAAAGAAAAGAAAAGAAAAGAAAUAAUUACCGUUGAGGGGAAACAAACCGACGUCUCCGUAAAGCAUAAGCAGUGAAACAAACUAAUUUGGCGCCAAAUAUUGCUUAACUACCAUUCUCAAUAAGCUUUCUUUAACAGCAAUCCAAAUCAACAAAACAAGAUUGGAAAAGGCUAUUGGGAAAUGUUCUACAAUGGAUGACAAUUCAGUAACAAGAAUUCAAACAGAUUGGUAUUCUCCAACUCGUCUUCUCAGCACUCCCGUCCACUACGAUUUUCCUGGAGAUAGAUUUAUACCGAAUAGAAGCAUGAUGAAUCUUGAUCAAGCACACACUUUACUCACCAACACAAGAACCAAGAAACUCGUAAAACCCAACUUCAGUGAUGAAUAUAGAAGGAAGAUGGAGGAAAAUCUAAAUUUGGAUGUACAAGGAAGACCAUUCAGAAUGCUGGUUUUUAGAGGGAGUCCCAAAUCAUGUAGGCAAUCCACACGUCUAAUUGAUGAAAUGCGCCGUAGUGAUGAAGAAGUUCCCCUGAAAACUAAUGACACUAGGCGAUAUCGAAAGUUCCCCUUGAUAGCAACUCGAACUCUAGAUGCUCCUCACUUGCCAGAUGACUAUUACUCAAAUAUUAUGGAUUGGGGGAAAUCAAACAUACUUGCCGUUGUACUUGGACCAAGGCUAUACAUCUGGAAUGCUCAAGUUCAAAAAGCACAGGUACUGAUGGAAUUGAUGCGUGAACGCGAUAAUCCUACUAGUGUAACAUGGUCUGAUGAUGGAAAAACAGUAGCAGUUGGUUGUAAUUCCUCCAAACUCCAGCUCUGGGAUGCUGAGACUUCGAAGCUUGUGAGAGGACUGCAAGGCCAUCAGAGCAGAGUGGGUUGUGUUGCAUGGAAGGGUCAUAUUUUAACCUCAGGGAGUAAAGACAGAGCUAUUAUCAAUCAUGAUGUGAGAGCAAGAAAUAGUUUGGUCUCUCAAUCAAGAGUACAUAGAGGGGAAGUUUGUGGCGUGAAGUGGUCUUUCACGGGGAAUGCACUUGCCACUGGUGGCAAUGACAAUCUGGUGUACAUAUGGGAUAUUUCCAAGAUGAGCUCAAGGCAUUAUAUGCACCGGUUCAAUGAACAUCAUGCUGCAGUCAAGGCCCUAGCUUGGUGUCCAUAUAACGGUGAUGUAUUAGCCUCUGGAGGAGGCAUAGAUGAUGGAUGUCUUAAGAUUUGGAAUACCCGCAAGGGGACAUGCAUCAGCACCAACAAAACUGGAGCCCAGAUUUGUGGGCUUCAAUGGAACAGGCAUCACAAAGAGAUAUUAAGUGGCCAUGGAUUUGGAAGGGGUGAAUCUCAUUGUCAGUUGUGUUUAUGGAGUUAUCCUUCCAUGGCUAGAAUCGGAGAGCCACUGCGUCAUACUUCUUCAUCAAGAAUUCUGCAUCUCUCCCAGAGCCCUGAUGGUUUGACUGUGGUAUCAGCUGGAGCAGAUGAGACUCUUAGGUUCUGGGAGAUAUUUGGCCCCCCUCAGGAAAGCAGUGUAAAAAUCACAAAUUUGGAUAAUCUCUUGUCCCUUAAGGCAUCAGCAGUGAGAUAAUCAGCUGCUUAAAUUUUAGAAUGAAAAUGUUUGAAAUAUAGCUUUGCCGGUAAUAAUGCCUGUCACAUAUUCUAUCAUCCUGUGUGUCAAUUCUCAGCAUGCAUAGAUAUAUCAUAGAUUACUAAUCCUAUGGUAAAGAAAGAUAUAGUACAUCUAGUUCAAUUACAGGCACUCGCCAUGAGAACCGAGGCAUAUUAUGUAGAAAGAACAUUCUAAA